UCCACGAGCUCCUUUUGCGCGCGCAGCAUCACCUUACCACUAACGUAUGUCCGUCAACUGUGCCCAGAAACAUGGCUACGCUUUAUGGAUUCAAGUUUAAUGACGGCGAUGCAUUUAAUUCCCACUUAACUGAUGAUGAUAUAAACAAGCUGCAAAGAAAGAAUGCCCACAUUUGGAUUAGCCGGAUUGUGAAUCGCCUGAUAGAAAAACACAAAUUAAGUGAAAAAGAAGGUGUGCCGGUUGUUGAGAUCAAAGAGGGAGGCUUUUCUGAAUGCACAGAGAUUGGCAAGAUUGCCGCUACCACAACAACUGUCGAAGAAGAACCAGCAGCUGUUCCUGACUCUCCAGAACCACAAGAAGAGCUACCAACAGAGGAUGAAGGUAGUAAGUUAGAAUGGUCAGAUAAAAUGAUCAAGCUUUUAAUACAUACAAGAAGAGAUUUGGCUGUCAAAUUUUGUGGUUCUGGAAUAAAGAAAAAAGAUGCCUGGGAGUGUGUUGCUAAAGUUUUAAGAAAAGAAGGACAAAAAAUAACUGGCAAUGAAUGUGAUAAAAAAUACAGGGAUCUAAAACGAACAUACCUUAUGAACUUCCAAAAGAUGAGAAAGCAUGGGCCUAUGGCUGUGAAAUGGCCAUAUUAUGAAGUUAUGAGAGAAGCACUACAGGUAGAUCCUACAAUGGAACCCCGGGCCCUGAAAGCACCAUGGGCAUUAGCCUUUUCAGAUGCAACAGAUGAUGAACUUGAGCCAGGCACAUCCAAAAAGAGGAAGUUAAUUGAAAGUUUGGAAGAGGAGGAGAAACAUUUUAAAACUGCCAUAGACCAACUGUUGGCCAUAAGUCGGACAACGACUAAGCUCAUACAGGAACACGUCAGAGCCAGUCGCACAGCCGAGGCUGUUAGACUAAGUAUUGAAAAACAGAAGCUCGAGCUAAUGAAAGCUCUGCUGCCCAAGGUGCAGGAGACUGUACAAGGUAAAAACUCCAAGGCUACUACAAAAGCUUACACUGUGUCAUUGGUUCCGCAAACAUCUAAAGAACAAACUGCUACGCCUGCAAAGCCAUCAACCUGAUUUUCUUGUGUUAUCAACUUAAUUGGAUUAUCAUUGAAGUCAUCACAAGUUGUUUUUACAUGUUUUUAGGAUGACAAAAUACAACAGAAGAAUAAAAAUGUUGCCUCUGAUGUUACUAUAUGACUUAAUGUAACAAAAAAAUAAUUUUCUUUGUGGUUCAUGGUUUGUGCCAUAGUAUAAAAUAAUGUAUAAACUUAUACAUUUCAACUACAAAGACAAAAUUCCCCAAAAAAUGAUUUGGAGUCAGUGUGAUAAGAGGAGCUGUAAAAUAUAGAAUACAUAACUCAUGCCAAUCAUUAUGUUGUGAAACAUGUCAUGCCUCAUCUGUAAAAUGUUCACCUCUUCAUGCCCAUUGCUCUGCUUACUAAGUAGGCAAACCAUGUCUUUCAUUAAAGGACGGUUACAUUAUGAUUUUAUGUUUGGCA
This is a messenger RNA of Physella acuta, 1492 nucleotides long. RefSeq lists its product as uncharacterized. The record is from RefSeq and is a predicted model, not a curated record. NCBI's taxonomy places the organism in Eukaryota, Metazoa, Mollusca, Gastropoda, Physidae.